GAAGAAGAAGAAGAAGGCGGGAAAAGCAGCACUGGGUCGAAGCAGAGGCUCUGGGAGGGAAUGGCGGCGGACCAAGGGCUCGAGAUGGCCUCCAUGAUCCCCGCCCUCCGGGAACUGGGCAGUGCUACUCCAGAGGAAUACGAUACUGUGGUGCAGAAGCCAAGACAAAUUCUCUGUCAGUUUAUUGAUCGCAUUCUAGUGGAUGUAGAUGUUGUUGCUUUAGAACUUGUUAAGAAAACUGAGUCGCAGCCAAGUUCUGUAAUGUUGCUUGAUUUUAUCCUGCAUAUUAUGAAAUCAUCCCCACUUGUAUUUAUAAAUGUAACUGGAACUCAUCAGCAAAGUGAAACAGAAGCCAGCUGCAUUGAAUUCAGCAGUUGGAUCAUUGCAAGGCUUCUAAGAGUUGCUUCUACCCCUAACUGCCAUGUUUUACAUGAGAACAUCAGCCAUGUUAUUUGCUCUUUACUAUGUGUGUUCAAAGUGCGGAAUAGUGCCGUAUUUGACUUGUUGACAAGAGAAGUACUGGAUCUUCUUCAUGACCUGAUUUUACUCCAUGAGAGAAGUAUGGAGAGGUGCUCUCAAGGAAGUUUACUUAGCUGGCCUGUGACUGUGAGCAGAUUUCUGUGCAAUUCUAAUAUGCAUCUGGGCUGUUUAAGUUCUGUCCAUCUUCAGUUAAUGGGCAUGAGCAAUGUGGAGUGCUUGGAGAUAACUUUGAUGAGAAUUCUUACUGACAUAGUUUCUUAUUUAUUUUUUAAACGACAGGACAUUAUUCUUUGGGGGAUAGGGUGCUCCCUAUUGGACUAUGGUUCUCCAAAAGUUAAAGUUUUGAGCAUGACAUUUUUAACAGAACUGGUACAGCUAGGAGGGCCUCCAGAAGAACUAGCGAGCAGUUUCUUCUCCAUUCUUUUUGGAAUCUUGCAGUCCAUUCCUGAAAUGGAUGCUGGAAAGUUGGAACUCUAUGAGGAACCAUUGUCAGUACUAGUGAGAACGGUGUUUCCUUUUGAAACACAUUCCUAUGAGAACAUCGAACCUAUUUAUCUCAGUAUAUUAUUGGAGAAAAUCCAUGCAUUGUUUGAAGCUGAUGUGCUGAGGAUUCUUCAGUCUGAGAAGAUGAAAAGUGUCUUAUGUCACAUGCUGCAGUAUUUCAUGGUGUUUGUGCCACCUGGAUAUGAAUCUGCUGUUCCAGUUAGAAAGACCUGCAUUAACAGCAUUUGCAGAUUGUUUGUCUCAGUCAUUGGAACACAGGUGGAUCAGGAGUAUCUGCAGGGUCCACUUUAUGCUGCCUUGAAGACAGAAGCAGCGAAUAUCAUUCAGGGGCUGCAGCGUAGUAAUAAUCCAGAAACUUCUGAUACUGAUGGGGGGAGUAGCAGUAGUGAUGAAGUUCCAGAAAAACGGCUACGUUUGUCAUUAAAGCAAUCCAAAAAGUCCUCUAUGCCAGCAGAGCGCAGUCCUGUGAAUAUGACAGUGAAGAGCAUGUUGUGGAAUUUGAUUAGCAAGAGAGCAGAAUCUCUUUUGCUGCUUAUGGAACAAGACAUUCUGCCACGGGAAGUUCUAGAAACCAUAGAGGGAAUUUCUUUGAUAUUCCAACUGGCUUCUUUGUGCUCAGUCCACUCAGUAUCAGAAUUGCAGAGCAUAGGACAUCAAGUUGCUCACAGCCACAAACAAAAUAAUACUGUUUGUCCUUCAGCAACAGGACAACAUGUCUGGUUAAUCUGGAUUUCUUCAGAAGUUGUCAUGAGAGGAUUGAAAGUUUGUUGGAAGCUUUUAGAUCCCGCUUCAGCCAUAAUUGAUGUUGAACCAGUAAUUCAAAGAGUAGUGAAAAUAAUUGAUGCCGUACUCUAUAUGCAAGUAAACAUCCAGUUCAAAGAGGAGAUGAUUGAAAACCUCUUUGGAUUACUGUCUUUGCCAUGGGUUUUGAGCCUUUCUGAUGAUCCUUCAUUCAAGCUGCCUGCACUUAAUUUGGACCUUCUGACUUUGAGCCAACAUUGUAAAAGCUAUUUUUGUCUUCAUCUGGCACUAAGAGAUGUUCAAGUUCAUGCCAGGUUCUUAAUAUUUAUGCCAUGGACACUAAAGUCCAUCCAAGGAAAGAAUUCUAGUAUUAGAUUUUUAGUGGAAUCUCUACACUCCAGCCAGUUGGCUAUGAUUUCCACCACACCAUGCCAAAGCAGUGAAAUGCAGAAACAAGAGGUUGCUCAUCAAAGAGAGGCAGCUCUGGACAUGUUAUCUGAAAUUGCCAAUGUUUUUGAUUUUCCAGAUCUCAACCGUUUUCUCAAUAGGAUUCUCCAAGUUCUUUUGCCUGACCUUGCUGCCAAGGCUAGUCCUGCAGCUUCUGUGCUUAUCCGAACAAUAGCAAAACAGCUAAAUGUAAACCGCAGAGAGAUUCUUAUCAACAACUUCAAAUACAUCUUCUCUCAUUUGGUCUGCUUCUGUAGCAAAGAUUUGCUGGAGCGAGCACUUCACUAUCUCAAGAAUGAAACAGAGAUAGAAUUGGGAAGCUUGCUGAGACAGGACUAUCAAGGAUUGCAUAAUGAAUUAUUGCUACGUAUCGGAGAACACUACCAACAGGUUUUCAAUGGCUUAUCAAUUCUGGCUUCUUUUGCUUCUAAUGAUGACCCGUAUCAAGGACCAAAAGACAUCACAUCUCCUGAGCGAAUGGCUGAUUAUCUACAACCAAAAUUGCUGGGCAUUUUGGCCUUCUUCAAUAUGCAGUUAUUGAGUUCCAGUGUUGGAAUUGAAGAUAAAAAAAUGGCCUUAAAUAGUUUGAUGGCUUUAAUGAAACUUAUGGGUCCAAAACAUAUAAGUGCUGUAAGAGUGAAAAUGAUGACAACACUCAGGACAGGACUGAGAUACAAGGAAGAUUUCCCAGAGCUGUGCUGCAAGUCUUGGGAUUGUUUUGUACGAUGCUUGGACCAGAUUCAUCUUGGUUCCCUUCUCAGUCAUGUGAUAGUUGCUCUCUUGCCUCUCAUUCAUAUUCAGCCAAAAGAAACAGCAGCAGUUUUCCAUUUUCUUAUAGUGGAGAACAGGGAUGCAGUACAAGAUUUCCUACAUGAAAUAUAUUUUCUGCCAGACCAUUCUGAGCUAAAAGAAAUUCAAGUUGUUCUUCAGGAAUAUAGAAAGGAGACAUCCAAGAGCACCGACUUACAGACAGCACUGCAGCUCUCCAUGAAAGCUAUUCAGCAUGAAAAUGUAGAUGUUCGGGUUCAUGCUCUCACCAGCCUAAAGGAAACUUUAUAUAAAAAUCAAGAGAAACUGAUAAAAUAUGCAACAGAUAGUGAAACAGUUGAGCCAGUUAUUUCUCAUCUGGUGACUGUUCUUCUGAUUGGCUGCCAGGAUGUGCAUUCUCAUGCACGGCUUCUGUGUGGGGAAUGUUUAGGUGAAUUGGGAGCUAUAGAUCCAGGCAGGUUGGAUUUCUCAACAAGUGACAGCCAAGGAAAAGGUCUUACAUUUGUGACUGGUGUAGAAGAUCCACAUUUUGCCCAUGGAUUAUUCAUGGAGCUGACGAGAGCUUUCCUUGCAUAUGCUGAUAAUGUUCGGGCUCAAGAUUCUGCUUCAUAUGCUAUUCAGGAGUUACUAUCAAUCUAUGAUUGUAGGGAGACAGCCACUGACUGCCCAGGCUCCAAACUUUGGAAAAUGUUUCCUGAUCAUAUUCAGGAAAUAUUGGAACCUCAUUUAAACACACGAUACAAGAGUUAUCAGAAGGCUGUAAAUUGGUCAAAGGUUAAAAAACCUAUUUACUUGAGCAAAUUAGGCAAAAAUUUUGCAGAAUGGUCAGCCACCUGGGCUGGUUACCUUGUAACUAAGGUUCGACAUGACCUUGCCAGUAAGGUUUUCAACUGUUGCAGUAUUAUGAUGAAGAAUGACUUCAAGGUGACAAUCUAUCUCCUCCCCCAUAUCCUUGUUUAUGUUCUGUUAGGAUGCAGUCAGGAGGAUCAGCAAGAGGUUUAUGCAGAAAUCAUGGCUGUUCUUAAAAAUGAUGAUGCCAGUCCAAGACAAUGUGAGGAUAGCGCUUCAGAUCUUAGCCAUUUAAGUACACAGACAGUAUUCUCCAUGCUUGAUCAUCUGACACAGUGGGCUAGAUAUAAAUUCCAAAAAUUGAGUGCUGACAAAACUUCCAGCAAGUCAAAUAAGGACCAAGGAGAACGAGCACCAAAGGAGGAAUAUGGAGAGUAUCAAAGUGUAGUCCGCUUUCUUGACCUCAUACCUCAGGAUACCUUGGCUGCAGCUUCCUUUCGUUCCAAAGCAUACACAAGAGCAGUAAUGCACUUUGAAUCAUUCAUCAUGGAAAAGAAACAAAACAUUCAAGAACAUCUGGGAUUUCUACAGAAAUUGUAUGCAGCAAUGCAUGAGCCAGAUGGAGUGGAAGGAGUGAGUGCAAUACGGAAAGCAGAACCAUCGCUCAAAGAACAGAUCCUUGAACAUGAAAGCAUUGGGUUGUUGAGAGACGCAACAGCUUGCUAUGAUAGGGCAAUUCAGCUGGAGCCUGAGCAGAUAAUUCACUAUCACGGUGUGGUGAAAUCUAUGCUGGGCCUUGGUCAGUUCUCUACUGUAAUCACUCAAGUAAAUGGAGUACUUGCUAAACGACCUGAGUGGACACCUGAAUUAAAUACCUACAGAGUGGAGGCAGCCUGGAAACUGACACAGUGGGAUUCACUGGAAAAUUACCUAGCUGCAGAUGACAAGUCUAAUACUUGGAGUGUGCGGCUUGGACAGUUAUUGCUGUCAGCUAAAAAGAAGGAAGCUGCUACUUUCUAUGAAACCUUGAAAGUUGUUCGAGCAGAGCAGAUAGGUCCACUUUCAGCAGCAAGUUUUGAAAGGGGCUCAUAUCAACGAGGAUAUGAAUACAUUAUCAGGUUACACAUGCUGUGUGAGCUGGAACAUAGUAUUGGACCACUGCUUCAACAACCUGAUAGUGACAGCAGUAAAGAUUCUUUGAACUGGCAUGCUCGUAUGGAAAUGACACAAAAUUCAUACAGAGCUAAAGAACCCAUCCUGGCACUUAGACGGGCUUUACUCAGCCUGACUAAAAGAGAGGAUUACAGUGAGAAGAUGGGAGAAUGUUGGCUCCAGAGUGCCCGUGUUGCCCGUAAAGCAGGCCAUCACCAAACAGCAUAUAAUGCUCUCCUCAAUGCUGGAGAAUCUAAGCUGUCUGAACUCUAUGUCGAAAGAGCAAAGUGGCUAUGGUCCAAGGGUGAGGCUCAUCAAGGCCUUAUCAUCCUUCAGAAGGGGGUUGACCUAUGUUUUCCAGAUGGGCAGGUACCAUCUGAUACUAAAAGUAAACUAAUCCAUGGGCAAGCCCUAUUGCUGGUGGGCAGAUUUAUGGAAGAAACAGCCAACUUUGAAAGUAAUGCCAUAAUGAAAAAAUAUAAGGAUGUCACUGUUUGCUUGCCAGAAUGGGAAAAUGGACAUUUCUAUCUUGCUAAGUACUAUGAUAAGCUGAUGCCUACAGUGACAGAAAACAAGAUGGAAAAACAGGGAGACUUGAUUAAAUAUAUCGUUAUUCACUUUGGAAGGUCUUUACAUUUUGGAAACCAGUUCAUCUAUCAGUCAAUGCCAAGAAUGUUAUCCUUGUGGCUUGACUUUGGAGCAAAAGCAUAUGAAUGUGAGAAAGCUGGUCGCCAAGAUCGUAGUCAAAUGAAAACUGACUUGGCUAAAAUCAACAAGGCAAUUGCAGAUCAUACACAGCUCUUGGCACCUUAUCAGUUUUUAACAGCUUUCUCUCAACUGAUCUCCCGAAUUUGCCACUCCCAUGAUGAAGUCUUUGUUGUUCUUAUGGCAAUAAUUGCUAAGGUUUUCCUAGCAUACCCUCAACAAGCUAUGUGGAUGAUGACAGCAGUAUCUAAGUCAUCUUAUCCAAUGCGUGUAAACAGAUGCAAGGAAAUCUUCAAUAAAGCAGUUCAUAUGAAGGCAUCUUUGGGAAAGUUUAUUGGAGAUGCAGCUCGCUUAACAGAUAAACUCCUAGAACUGUGUAACAAACCGGUUGAUGGGAACACUACCACACUGAGCAUGGGCAUUCAUUUCAAAAGUCUCAAAAAGCUGGUAGAAGACCAGAAGUUCAGUGAGAUUCUUAUUCCUUUGCAAUCUGUAAUGAUACCAACUCUCCCUUCGGUUCCUGGCACACAUUCCAAUCAUGAUCCUUUUCCUGGAUGCUGGGCUUACAUUGCUGGUUUUGGUGAUUCAGUUGAAAUCCUUCCAUCUCUUCAGAAACCAAAAAAAAUUACUUUAAAAGGUUCUGAUGGGAAAUCCUAUAUCAUGAUGUGUAAACCCAAAGAUGACCUGAGAAAGGACUGUCGACUGAUGGAGUUCAACUCACUAAUAAAUAAGUGUCUAAGAAAAGAUGCAGAAUCACGGAGACGAGAACUCCACAUCCGUACUUAUGCUGUUAUUCCUUUGAACGAAGAAUGUGGAAUAAUUGAAUGGGUGAACAACACAGCUGGCUUAAGAAAUAUCCUGAUCAAAUUGUACAAAGAGAAAGGUAUCUAUAUGACUGGGAAAGAACUACGUCAGUGUAUGCUUCCAAAGACAGCACCUUUGUCCGAAAAACUGAAAGUUUACAAAGAAACCCUACUUCCCCGGCACCCUCCAAUUUUUCAGGAAUGGUUUCUGAGAAAAUUCCCUGAUCCAACUUCAUGGUACAGCAGCAGAUCAGCAUAUUGUCAUUCCACUGCAGUGAUGUCAAUGGUUGGAUAUAUAUUGGGUCUUGGAGACCGUCAUGGGGAGAAUAUUCUGUUUGAUUCUUUAACUGGUGAUUGUGUACAUGUGGAUUUUAAUUGUCUAUUUAAUAAGGGAGAAACUUUUGAUUUUCCGGAGAUUGUUCCAUUUCGUCUUACUCAUAAUAUGGUCAAUGGGAUGGGUCCAAUGGGAACAGAAGGACUUUUCCGAAGGGCUUGUGAAGUUACACUAAGACUUAUGCGUGACCAGAGAGAACCACUAAUGAGUGUUUUGAAAACAUUUCUCCAUGAUCCUUUGGUGGAGUGGAGUAAACCAGUGAGAGGCAGUACAAAAACCUUAGUGAAUGAAACUGGAGAAAUUGUCAAUGAAAAGGCUAAGACCCAUGUCUUGGAUAUUGAUCAGCGACUACAAGGUGUAAUCAAAAACAGGAAUAGAGUAAAAGGCCUACCAUUGUCAAUUGAAGGACAUGUUCACCAUCUUAUCCAAGAUGCAACUGAUGAGACCUUGCUGUGCCAGAUGUACCUUGGCUGGGCUCCAUACAUGUGAAAUACUGCCAUUUACAAAUGAGUUGUCACAACUACUUUUUAUUAAAGAGAAAGAAGGAGCUGUUACUCAUUUAAAAAGAGCUGUUUCUACUUCGGAAAUUUCUAACUGUGCAUGUCUGUUUCAGUGUGUGUGCAUAGUUUUUGUUUAUAUUGUAUUCUUGUAUAUUAAUACUUUUUAUUUUUAUAUUUGAAAACUCAUUUAUAUAUUUGAAGCCUUUUUAAUGUUUCCUUGUAGUAUAAACUACUCAAUACACCAUUUUUCUACUUUGUACCUAAAAAUCACCAUGGAUUAAAUGGAAUAUGCACUGAUGAAAUCACAGUGGCAAACAUAUCUUCAUUAAGUCAACUAGUGCUUUUCAACUGGUGUUUUCUGAAACAGAGAAGGUAUAUCUCUGAUUUACAGUGGAGAGCAAAGACCCUGUUAAAGAAGGUGCACUGAAGGAUGAUAGUGCUUUGUUUACAUUUACUUUUUUGUUGUACACCUAUAAGAUGUGUUUGAAAGUGUCAGAAUGUCUACGUGGGUCCAUAUGUAUUUCCACAUCUCAGCUGUAAAAUUCUGUUAAUGGAGAGGAUUCUGGAUACUAUAUAUGCCAGUUUGUUUUUUACCAUAUUAGCAUUCCUGAUUAGUUUUGCCAUGUAGUCAGGAGUGUUGUAUCUAACCAGAAGAUCUAUUCAUGUAGCAUUAUCAGUAGCUAGACUUGCAUAAAUUGGCAAAUGAGGUUUUCCACAGCAUGUACAUAACAACUUUACUGUAUAUCUGUCAAGUUGCCUUGAAAAGUCACCAAGACAAUUCCUUCAACCCUUGUGUUUUAUUAGAAGCACAGUGGCCAGCAACUUUAGUUCUAGGGAUAGCCACUUGGCAUUAAAUAACAGCCUAGCCAGAAGGGUCACACAGUGUUUAUUCCCACAUCCCUACUUCACAGAAAAGGAAGGAAUAAAAACUAGGUGGCAUGGUCCGUUAAGCACAGUUUUGCCAUUGUUACAUCAUUGUUUCUAUAGAGAAAAAGUAAACAGUUUUGUUAGUACAAAUUUAAAAGAAACUGAUAAAAGUUUAAACUACACUUGGUGUUGAAAUCAUACGUCUCACACUCAGAUGUUUCCAUUAUUCUCACAAAUGAAAAUCACUUCCCGCCGCAUUCUGCUGCCAGAAGUGUCAGCUGUAUCUAAGAGCUUUCCACCAGUGGAGGGAUACCAGCUAGAUGAAACAUACAACCUCUCAUCAAAUAAACCUGUAAUUGUGGAUGAUCUGAACAGAAAUAGGCUGUGUUUAGAUGUUUAAUUGAUACAUAUGCUACAAUAAAAAUAAUGAAUAUAAAUAACACUGGUUAUUACAGUUGCAGACCAAGCAACAAUAAACAUCAAAGAUUUUUAUAAACUCUUUUCAACUAAAAAUCAAUCUGAUUUUCUCUUUGUGUAUAUAUGUAUUCCUGUGCAUGCGUACAAAUGUCUGAACAACGUUUUACAAACAAGCUGCACCAGAAUUUGUUCUGCCUUGCCCCAGUUUUGGAGCUUAAGCACUGUGGUUCCUAAACUAUCUGCUUUACUAGGCACUAACAAGAACCUGAAUCUCCUUAGCUUUGGAUGAGUAUUGCUUGAUGGACUUUCAGAACUCAAAAGCUACUACUGAUAUACUUUUCUCAUAGAACUACAAUUAGGAUUUAUGUUGCUAUUGACAUUCUUUGAAUUGUGUGUCUUUCCUAAUCCUACCACAGACAACUACUUUUCAGACUUGAAAGCAGACUUGAUUAGCUUUUGAUUCUAAUGGGAGCGGAAUCAUGGAUUAUUCUUAGUUGCCUGUUUUAAAAUGCUGAGCUUGUCUUUCUGAGCAGUUAAAUUACAUGCACUUUUAGUGUAUGUUAUCAGUAGAAAAUACAUGAGAAAAAUCCACAAUAAAGUGUGCUGUUUAGAUGCAAAGUUGUUUUUCAAAAAGUCAUCUCAAAGCAGUAAACCUCUAGCCCAAUGCGAUCUUUCCCCUACAAUAAAAAAGUCUUUGCAGAAGUAAUGUAAGGGCUGAGAAAUAGGGCCUUCUGGGGGAAAACAUUCUACAGCUUCUCAAAGUGAACUACAGAACUUUGUUUCAAGAAGGAGGUGGGCAUAAACUUGGUUUGUUGUU
Sceloporus undulatus (fence lizard) is the source of this 9324-nucleotide messenger RNA. RefSeq names its product ATR serine/threonine kinase (gene ATR). Lineage: Eukaryota; Metazoa; Chordata; Lepidosauria; Squamata; Phrynosomatidae. Gene Ontology annotation, biological process: telomere maintenance; protein phosphorylation; DNA damage checkpoint signaling. The transcript is spliced from 43 exons. The record is from RefSeq and is a predicted model, not a curated record. Bases 61 to 7212 code for a protein of 2383 amino acids. Gene Ontology annotation, molecular function: protein serine/threonine kinase activity; protein binding. Gene Ontology annotation, cellular component: nucleus.